Molecule: messenger RNA, 786 nt
Organism: Mizuhopecten yessoensis (Yesso scallop)
Lineage: Eukaryota; Metazoa; Mollusca; Bivalvia; Pectinida; Pectinidae
Exons: 4
Coding region: 150-701 (183 amino acids)
Biological process (GO): pyrimidine deoxyribonucleotide catabolic process
Molecular function (GO): 5'-nucleotidase activity
Source: RefSeq, a predicted model, not a curated record
UGACAAUGAAUUAUUAACCGUCAUGACUUCUGGAGAAAACUACGAAAAUACGAAUAUUGGUAUUUUUAACAACGUAGACGACUACAGUCAGAAAACGAAAGAAGAAUUCUGGCGAUUUGUGUACUCUGAUUGGUUGCUAUUUCCCCGAGAUGGCUGGCAGACAUGUUAUAUCCAAACUAAUGGAGAGACGAUUACGAGUACUUGUAGACAUGGACCAAACCAUUGCUGACUUUGAGGGGUAUUUUCUGACAAUGUACACAAAAACAUUCCCUGAAGAACCGUAUAUAAACUUGGAAGAUCGACGCACAUUUUAUUUGGGAGACCAGUACGAAAAACUGAAGAACGGAUUAAAGCUAGACACUGUGGUGGAUGGCACUCAACCAUGGCGUUCGGACGUAGCUAGUAUGAUCCUGAGAGAUGUGGCCACCACCAGCUCCGAAGUUGGAAUACGUCCGUCGCGGUCAGUCUCUGGAGACCUACUUCAUUUUGGCCGGAAGUCUCUCGGUUCAUGUAACUGUGGGAUAGGUGUUUCCAAGAAUGUCCUGUACCGCCAGAAAAAAGCAAAGUCCAUAUAUGAAGCUGAAGGUUUUUUCUGUGACCUUCCUGCACUGCCAGGGGCUUGUGACGCCAUAAAGAUGAUGGACUCCAUGGAAGGGUGUGUAAAAAACGUCUAUCAUGAGAUUUACUACAGUUUAGUAUAGGACUCCAUGGAAGGGUGUAUACAAAACCUCUAUCAAAAGAUUAACUACAGUUUAGUAUAGGACUCCAUGGAAGGGUGUGUACAAA